AUGGCAGCUUCAGCUUUGGUGAGACUUUCUUGCGGACUGCUGCUUCUGGUUGGGGCCACGGCCCUUGUCCAGAUGCCUCCAGCCAAGCAGGUGCAGGUUCUAGGCUGUUUCGGAGGCACGGCUCCCAAUGCAACUCGGUGCGAGGGUGGCAAGUGCCACUACAUGUGUGUUCGGCCCAACCUCGACGGCAUGGAGCUCGUCUGCGAGGCGAACGCAACCCUUCACCAAGUGGGCGUCAGCGCCGGCGGCGUGAGCUGGGCUUGCCAAGAUCUCAUCCGGUGCCCUGCGAAGCCUGCGCUGAUCGGCUGCAAUUGCACAGAGAAGAGCCGCUGCAUCUGGGGAUGCGCAUACUGGGGCAGCUUGGACAUGCGCUGUAACUCGAGCCGCCUGGAGUACCCGAGGCCCGGAACGAUUCUGGACUGCCGCGAAGGCACAGUCCCUGAGGAGUUGCGGGGUGGCAAGGGCAACUGGGCUUGCUAG
Molecule: messenger RNA, 480 nt
Organism: Symbiodinium natans
Lineage: Eukaryota; Dinophyceae; Suessiales; Symbiodiniaceae
Source: the annotation of a GenBank genome assembly